This is a messenger RNA of Scomber japonicus (chub mackerel), 1899 nucleotides long. Its product is annotated as F-box/LRR-repeat protein 7-like. The transcript has 4 exons. The record is from RefSeq and is a predicted model, not a curated record. Bases 212 to 1693 code for a protein of 493 amino acids. Gene Ontology annotation, molecular function: protein binding. Gene Ontology annotation, cellular component: SCF ubiquitin ligase complex. Lineage: Eukaryota; Metazoa; Chordata; Actinopteri; Scombriformes; Scombridae. Gene Ontology annotation, biological process: SCF-dependent proteasomal ubiquitin-dependent protein catabolic process.
CUGAAGUCUGGAUUCUAGGUUUGCGUAAUGCUGAGGCGUCCUCUGUUCAACAUCUGGAUUAACUAUUUGGAGUCAGAGCUAGCGGCCCAACACAAAACUCUUGACUGUCUAGUCCAUCUUUACGGAAAGACUGCCUUUUUUUUUUAUUACUCUGGACUUUUAACUCCUUUUGUUAACACGAGUUUUGCGUGUAGAUUAUGUAUUCUUUAAAAUGGGUGCGAACAAUGGAAAACAGUAUGGAAGCGAGGGUAAAGGGAGCUCAAGCAUCUCCUCUGACAUAAGUUCGAGCACAGAUCACACACCAACUAAAGCUCCAAAGAAUGUGGCUACCACCGAAGGUUUAGACUCCAGCACACGAACACUGAGCACCCCCAGCCCCGGGCUUAUCUUGCCAUCUAAAUCCUCCUCUCUCUCCUCACCUGCCCUCUCAAGCAAUGGCCAUGAGACCAACUCGUCCUCUUCCUCCUCUGCCCCCGCUGAGACAGUCGCUGUUGUUCACUCUCAGCCUGGCACCCACACGCGCUCCCGCCAGUCGAAAAGCCACCACCACGCCCCCAUCGACCUCCUCCCAGACCACAGUCUGUUGCAGAUCUUCUCCCAUCUUCCCACCAACCAGCUGUGCCGUUGUGCGAGAGUAUGUCGCCGCUGGUACAACUUGGCGUGGGACCCGAGGCUGUGGAGCACCGUCCGGCUAACAGGAGAGCUGCUUCAUGCUGACCGCGCCAUUAGAGUCCUGACCCACCGGCUGUGCCAAGACACCCCAAAUGUGUGUCUGACGCUGGAGACGGUGGUGGUCAACGGCUGUAAGAGGCUCACUGACCGCGGCCUGCAUGUGGUGGCUCAGUGUUGUCCUGAGCUGCGACAUCUGGAGGUUGCGGGCUGUUAUAACAUCUCCAAUGAGGCUGUGUUUGAGGUGGUGUCCCGCUGCCCCAACCUGGAACACCUGAACCUCUCAGGCUGCUCCAAGGUGACAUGUAUCAGCCUGACCCAAGAGGCCUCGUUACAGCUGUCCCCUCUGCACGGCCAGCAGAUCUCCAUUCACUACUUGGACAUGACCGACUGCUUUUCCCUCGAGGAUGAGGGCUUGCGAACUAUCGCCGCCCACUGCCCUCGCCUGACUCACCUGUAUUUGCGCCGCUGCCCCAGACUGACUGAUGAAGCCUUGCGCCACCUGGCUCUCCACUGCCCUUCGAUAAGGGAGCUGAGUCUCAGUGACUGCCGCUUGGUGGGAGAUUUCGGCCUGCGUGAAGUCGCCCGACUGGAGGGCUGCCUGCGCUACCUGAGUGUGGCCCACUGCACCCGCAUUACAGACGUGGGCAUGCGCUACGUGGCUCGCUACUGCCCAAGACUGCGCUACUUGAAUGCGAGGGGUUGUGAGGGGCUGACAGAUCACGGCCUGGGCCAUUUAGCCAGGAGCUGCCCCAAACUCAAGUCUCUGGAUGUGGGUAAAUGCCCGCUGGUGUCGGACAGUGGUCUGGAGCAGCUGGCUAUGUACUGCCAAGGCCUGAGGCGGGUGAGUCUCAGAGCGUGCGAGAGCGUAACAGGCAGAGGACUCAAAGCUCUGGCAGCCAACUGCUGCGAGCUGCAGCUUCUCAACGUGCAGGACUGUGAGGUAUCGCCAGAGGCACUGCGGUUUGUCCGACGCCACUGCCGGCGCUGUGUCAUCGAGCACACAAACCCUGCUUUCUAUUGACAAUCUGAGCUUUUUGGACUGGUCCUCUGACAAGUGGAUGUUCUAAUAUUCCUGCUAUGGUGUUGGCAGCAGCUGAUUUGUCAGAAUUGAUUGAAAACUGGUGUGCAAUACUGGCCAGAAAUUUGUCUUUUUUUGAAAUCCGCUUAGUGGCUGUUAAUGCUGUCCUUUGAAAAAUACUUCCAUAGAAUGUAUUUAACAUAUUUAUC